Pseudoliparis swirei is the source of this 941-nucleotide messenger RNA. RefSeq names its product FKBP prolyl isomerase 3 (gene fkbp3). Bases 9 to 668 code for a protein of 219 amino acids. Gene Ontology annotation, molecular function: peptidyl-prolyl cis-trans isomerase activity. NCBI's taxonomy places the organism in Eukaryota, Metazoa, Chordata, Actinopteri, Perciformes, Liparidae. The record is from RefSeq and is a predicted model, not a curated record. The transcript is spliced from 7 exons.
CUCUCAAAAUGGCGGAUGAACCAACACGGGAGUGGAACGAUGAGCACCUCAAAAGUGAUGAUUUGGCCAAAAAAGACAUCAUAAAGUUCAUCCAGAACAAUGCAGCACACUCGUUCCUCAACGAGCACAAACUGCUAGGAAACAUAAAAAAUGUCGCCAAAACAGCGAAGAAAGAGCAACUGAUUCUCGCCUACAACCAGCUCUUCGAGAGCAAAAAGUUUAAAGGCACAGAACCAAUUGAAGAAGUGACCGAGCAGAUUAGGACUGUGAAAAUUGAAGAAAAGGCAAAAGACGUCGAGGUUGUGGACGAGGGCCCGCCCAAGUACUUCAAGUCGGUCCUGAAGAAAGGCGACAAGAGCAACUUUCCAAAGAAGGGCGACAACGUGAGCUGCUGGUACACCGGGUCCCUGGAGGACGGGACCGUCUUCGACACCAACAUCCCCACGACGGCGAGAAAGAAGAAGCAAACCAAACCACUCACCUUCAAAGUCGGCCUGGGCAGAGUCAUCAGAGGGUGGGAUGAGGCCAUUCUGACCAUGAGCAAGGGGGAAACCGCUCGGGUGGAGAUUGAACCCGAGUGGGGCUACGGACGGAAGGGACUCCCCGACUCAAAAAUUCCACCCAACGCAAAGCUGAUCUUCGAGGUGGAGCUGGUGGCCGUGGACUAAUUGCCUGCCGCUACGCACCGCAGUUUAAAGGGGAAAGAAAAUAUUGCCUUGCUGUAAAGAUUGACACUUAAAAUGGUUUUUUUUUAAAAUUUGAAUUGCACCAUUCGUCUCGUUCGUCACCGCGUUACAAGAAACAGGCAGUUAGAGCGUUUUAAGUUUUGCCCAGGAUGUGAUGGCUUGUCAAUAAUGUACAUACCACCCUGAAACCUUAGUCUCUGUAUUUUCUUUUGCAUCUACAGUGUAAAUGAUUAAUAAACCUGUUUCAGAGAUUAA